CCAACUUGUGCAAAAACAACAGAAGCCCUAGACUGUCAGUGAAUUAGCAGGUCAUCAAACCAGCGCUGAGUCUUAGGCUACUGGCAGAGCUGGGGUUCAAACUCCCAGGGUUUGAGGUGGCAGGAUUACCAUGCUGGCCAGAGUGCUUUUGGAAAUAGGUAUCAUGCGGGCCGCAUGUUUGUGCCAACCAAGACCUGGCGACACUGGCACCUCAGAGUGAACACAAUGCAGAAGAGAUAUGCCGUCUGCUCUACCUUGGCUGCCUUGGCCUUACGAUAUCUGAAGUUCAUCGUAUUGAGGAAGUUCUUGAACUUCCUUUGGUGGUGGAAGAUAAAGUUGAAGACUACAAGAAGACCAAGGAGGCUGUUUUGCGUCUGAAGAAACUGGAGGCCAGGAAUGAUAUCAAAAAGUUUUACACCUCUCAGUGAAUGAGAGCUGGCAGAGACCAGAUGAGAAACUGAUGCCGUAUGGAGCACAGGGACCCCUGCAUCGUCUAUAAUGAGGACAAGGUAUCAUCAAGGCCUUCAGAAACAUCCCUGGAAUUGCCUGACUUAAUGUAAGCAAACUGAACAUUUUGAAACUUGCUCCUGGUGGGUACGUGGGACAUUUCUGCCUUUGGACUGAAAGUGCUUUCCGCAUGUUAGACAAGCUCUGUGGCACUUAGUGUAACGUUGCCUCCCUCAAGAGUAACUACAAGCUCCUCACACAAGAUGCUCAACACAGACCUUAGCAGAAUCAUGAAAAGCCCAGAGAGCCAAAGAGCCCUGCCCCCUGACACCCCCCCUCCCCUGAGCACCAAGCAAGAAGAUUCAUCACAGCGUCCUGAGGAAGAAGCCACUGAAAACCCUGAGAAUUAUUUGAAGCUAAACCUGUAUGCAAAGCCCACAUGCCAGAACACCAUUCUGCACCAGGCCAAGAUCCACAAAAUCCUGAUGGAUAAGGCAGCCACAGCACUGGAGGCCAAAUCAGAUGAGAAGGGGGUUCCAGGCAAGAAGCCUCUGGUAGGAAAGAAAGGAUUGAAGCCCGUCGGCCGUAAGAAGCCUUUGGUGGGGGAAAAAAGAAAGGUUGCAGUGACCAAGAAACCAGCAUCUGAAAAGAAACCCAACACAGAAAAAAAAGAAGGCUGACGCGAAACUUAAAUUGGUGUAUUCCGUAAAGGUCAGAUCAUUUUGGACAGCUUAUUUUAUGUUAUUAUUUUACUUUAUUUUUUGCCUUCUUCUCUUUUAAGGGCCACAUCCGUGGCA
This is a messenger RNA of Sus scrofa (pig), 1244 nucleotides long. The record is from RefSeq and is a predicted model, not a curated record. Lineage: Eukaryota; Metazoa; Chordata; Mammalia; Artiodactyla; Suidae.